Molecule: messenger RNA, 2210 nt
Organism: Hippocampus comes (tiger tail seahorse)
Lineage: Eukaryota; Metazoa; Chordata; Actinopteri; Syngnathiformes; Syngnathidae
Product: stonustoxin subunit alpha-like
Exons: 4
Coding region: 108-2201 (697 amino acids)
Molecular function (GO): protein binding
Source: RefSeq, a predicted model, not a curated record
AGUUCCCCGAUGAUGGUGCAUUCUCCGGUUGGAAGACCACAGAAGCAACUCGCAAGAGCCCGGCUGAACAUCACAACCUCCUCCAGCUACCCUUCGUACCUGCCAGCAUGUCAGAGACCUUGAAACUGUCUGCCCUGGGUCAGCCCUUCACCUUGGGGAUGCUCUACAACGCCUGCAAAGACGAGCUCAUGCCAGGUUUCACUCUGUGGGACAAAGAUGCGCUCGAUAACCAGACCAGCACGAGCACUCAGAAAAGCAGUUCCUUCAAGAUUACCGCCUCGGACACCAUGGAAUCCAGGUCUUCCCUGUUGGACGUGGAAGCCUCUCUGAACAUGAGUUUCAUGGGCGGCUUGGUUGAAGUCGGCGGGUCCGCCAAGUACCUGAACGACCAGAAGAAAUUCAAGAACCAGAGCAGGGUGACCUUCCAGUACAAAGCCACCACCACCUUCAAGCAGCUGUCUCUUCCCGCUCUCGGGCCACUGACCAGCCAGCAAAAGCAAAUCAUCGAGAAGGGCAGGGCCACCCAUUUGGUCACGGGCAUCCUGUACGGGGCCAACGCCGUCUUUGUCUUUGACAGCGAGAAGGUGGAGGCCAGCAGCGUUCAAGAUCUCCAGGGUAGCAUGCAGGCUGUGAUCAAGAAGAUUCCGACCUUCAAGAUCGAGGGAAGUGCCAAAAUCCAUCUGUCCGAAGAGGAGAAGAACCUGACCAACAAGUUCACCUGCACCUUCUUCGGAGACCUCAUCCUGGAGAAAAACCCCGCCACCUUUGUCCAAGCGGUGGAGACCUACUGCGAGCUCCCCACGCUCUUGGCAGACAUGAACAACAACGCUCCUCUGGCCGUCUGGCUCUACCCUCUGAGUUUGCUGCACGACAAAGCCGCCACGCUGAUCCAGGACCUCAGCGUCGCGCUGUCGAGGAAAAUCCAGCAGGCGAUGGAAGAUGAAAACGAAGUGAAAAUGAGAUGCAACGACAGUUUGUAUAGUAGCGUGGCCCAAGACUUUCCCAUCAUCCGCAAAAACAUCGCCAGCUUCCAGAAACUUUGCUCCUUCUACAAAGCUUCGCUCCAACUGGCGCUGUCCAGCAAGCUCCCUUCCAUCCGCGAGGGCAAAGAAGACGAGAGCGCCCUGGCAAAGGUCUUUGACGAGGGAGCGCGAUCUCCGUUCCGCCGCGAGCACCUCAACAGGUGGUUGGAGAACAAAGAGCGGGACAUCAACGUGAUCCGGUCCUGCGUCGACAUGAUGACGGAGAACUCCAACGCUUACGUGGUGCGCACCAAGUCCGAGCUGGAUCGAGUGGUCCUCUCCGCCGGCGUCUCAAAUGUUCUCUGCUACGUUUUCACCGACUUGGACAGCAACGACCCCUGCCUGGAUAGCAUGGCCAAGUACUUGGACACGUCCGCGCUGGGCGGAACCCAAAACGAGUACCAGUCCUUCUCCAACGAGGUCGUCGUGCAACUGAGAGAAAACGCCCGGACCUUCCUGAAAUACGCCAGACCUCUGCGGCGUAGCGCUAGCGUCAAGUUCCUCAUCACCGCUAUGCCGAAUAGCAAAUACAAGGGAUCUUCCAUCUACCACUACCAAGACGGCCUUCUGGUCAGCGACAAAUUCACGGUGCCCGCCGUCCCGCCGGUCGAGACCAUCACGGACAGAAACCACCUCAUCUGGUAUGCCACGGAGCUCACCUUGGAUGACAACACCGUCAACAAAAAUCUCACGCUGUCGGAGGAGAAUCAGAAGGUGACCUACGGCAGCGCCCGGUCGUAUCCGUCCAGCACGGAGAGGUUUGUCGAUCACCCUCAAGUUCUUUGCAAAGAGGCGCUAAGCGGUCGUCACUAUUGGGAGGUGGAGUGGAGGGGUCACGUCGUCGUGGCGGCCGCGUACUCGACAACCCCGAGAAAGAACCAAGGUUUCUUCCUGCACCAUUUCACUAACCUCAACUCUUCUUGGGGAAUGCACGUCAACGGUCAAUUUCAAAUACAAAUCGCGAUGGGGCUCGGUAAUAUUCCGGUGAAGUCAUAUUCCCUAAGUGGCGCGCAAAAGGUCGGCAUGUUUCUGGACUACGCCGCAGGCACUCUGUCUGUCUACGGCGUCUCCGGAAACAAGCUGAAUCACGUCUUCACUUUUGAAAUUGCUUUCGACCAAGAACUCUACCCAGGUUUCGCCGUUUAUAACAAGUCCAAUUAUGCUCAUCUGUCGUUUUAGCGCGCCCAA